Messenger RNA from Spirometra erinaceieuropaei, 4172 nucleotides. Lineage: Eukaryota; Metazoa; Platyhelminthes; Cestoda; Diphyllobothriidea; Diphyllobothriidae. The record is from the annotation of a GenBank genome assembly.
AUGCCUGUGGAGAAUGCCCGGGGUAUAGCUGACAUGCGUCUUGGGUCUGGGGAAACACUUCCAGAAAACGUCAAUCUCAGUUCAGUCGGCACUCGCAUUUCUUUCCUGCCUGGCCGAAGAAGGUAAUUCGGAUAGAGAGUAAUUUGAAGAUCCCUUACACGGAAGGUCGCAUGUCUUUGAACGCCUCUGCUCCCCUGCAACGCAUACAGAUUAUUCAAAAUCAGACAAAAUAAAAAAUGGUCAGUAUGACGAAUAAAGAAUAUAGACCGGACACUGGGGAUGUUAUCCUCACGGUAAACCUCCUCACUACUCACUAAAAUAAAAAGCUACCUCGAUUGGACCUAUCAGAACGCGCCGAGAGUCGUGGUCUGGAGGACUGCCAACUGGUUGGAUAUCUCCGUACUUCUCAGAACUAACAGUCAGGCGACAAUGACUGCUUUCGGUGUGGCCUUUGUGGGACUCGCAUGCAGAUGAGAUCCGAUUUUUUCCUUACAGAUGCCUGGCAUACAGUAACUAACGAACUAACUCAUGAAAUGUCGGCCGACAUUUCGAAAUGGUUCUCGUUUCGAAAAGAUAAGUUUAGUAGGGUUGUAAAACUAACACUCGUACAGCGUAAUUCUAUAAAAAAUCAAUUACCACAGGAUGCCGGCUUUUAAACUAAUUUAUUUCCGACAGCAUGUAAAAAUUACACACUGCAUAAAAUGGCUAUUUGAGUAGCAUGAAUUUUUCUCAUUGAUUUUCGAUGCCCUUAAAAAUUCAAUUAUACUUCAUGAAAAAAUGCAUAAAAUACUCAUUCUUUUAUUUAUUCGGUAGAAAAUUACGUCUUCUUUCAAUUUUAUACUCAAAGGAGGAUUAUAAUUCGGUUUCAAAAAGUAUCUGAUUGUGAGAUUUUUUAGUACCAUGAAAUGGCGAUUCAUAAAACGUCAUGUAUCUACAUUUACUAAUGUGACUUGUAAAGUUAACAGUAUUGCUCAAAUCCACUGCUUAAUUUUAUGAACCCAUAUAGUCUCCUCUUAAUAGCGUAAUGUACGGUUUUCCGUACACGGAAAAUAUACGGCUUGUAGUUUUAAAACCCUGAAUGCAAUUCUAACAGCAGGUCGUGUUCAGAAUUAUUCGGGGAUCAGAAACGUUUUUUUAAACCGUAUUAUAUUCUUCCGUCGGAUAAAAUAUUGGAUGAAUUACGCUAUUUUCUAUCGAAUAAGUAAAAGAUUGAAUAUUUUAUGGGUGUUUUCCAUGAAAUAUAAUUGAAUUUUCAAGGGCAUCGAAAAUCCGUGAGAAAAAUGCAUGUUAAUCAAGUAGUAAUUUUUUGCAGAGCAUAUUUUUUGCAUGCAGCCGGAAGGAAGUUCAUUCGAAAGCCGGCAUCCUGCGGUAACUGAAUUACUAUAGAAUUAUGUUGCAGGUUGACUAGAUUUACAACACUACUUAAUUGAUCUUUUCGAGACGAAAACGCAUUUCAAAAUUUCGGUUGACAUUUCAUGAGUUUGACCACCUAUUUUAUGUAGAGGGGUUCAGGUUGUGGCGUGCGCGUCUGCCACUGUUCCUGCGCCCACCACUGGCUGUCAUGACUCACGUGAACUCUAAUGCUGGCGAAUGUAGUGAGUGCCGAGUGUGCCGGAACGUCCAGGGGCGGCUCCGGCAGUGCCAGUCACCUGCGCCCUCUCUUUUCUCCGGUCUUUUCGAAAAUGUCUUGACACCGGUCCCACGUGGAGGUGUAGGGGAGGUUGCCGUAGAUGCUGUGCAAGUCUACUAUCACCAUAAAUUAAUUCACACUCAAGCCUCUGAUGUGAAGCACGCGGUGGGCAUCGCCGAAACCGAUCGUCGGGCUAUCGUGUGGGGCACACAUAAAAAACGGGUUGUUUAACUUUGUCAUCCACUGCUGUUUACGUAUGUAGACUCUAAUGCUAAGUAGAGGUGUCUGAGAAACCGGGAAAAUUCGUUCGCCUAUUCAAAGCCCUUGCUUAAAAUAAGUAGUGUGUUUUCCUACACUCAUCAUAUAAAUCUUGCGUUUUCAUAAGUUCCUCUGAAUAUAACAGCUAGCAUAUACAUACGAUUAAUCGUUGUCUUGGGGGUCAGAAGAUGGCUACAGGACUUGCCGUGAAAUUCACUCGUAUGCUCAACUGACUAGCAUACAGAUCACAGACAUAGUGGGGGUUUUCUCCUCCUGCAAUAUCGAUAUUUAAGGUGCAGGAUGAUUUGCGAGAAAAUGUGAAGCCCAAGAUAGUGAUGAAGAAAGCAUCAUCCGGCGGUUCGUGAACGUUCCGCGGUACGUUGCGCACCCUGGCGAGCAAUGACUGGACGUUUAUCAGAGGAUGUAGGAAAAGAUAAUCGCAGUAGUUAUCGCCUAGAAAGAAAGCAAAUGCGAUUAAAGUUACUUUCAGCCUGCCAGUUCCGACGAAGUUGAGCACAGAUUGUCAGUUUCGUGUUCGAAAAUCCUACAAGUCUAAGCAGGAAUAUAGAACACCAGUGUCGUGUGGUCGACCAGCCGUAUGCGAGAAUAUGAACCCCCCGGUCUUUAGGCGGCCUAUCGCAAAAUCCAAGGGGCGGGGGGUUGGUGCCUAUUCCCAUGUCAUAAUCUUAGCCCACACCGCCUCUAACCCUUAUCCCAAUCCUCGCUAGCCCUCAUGCGAACCCUCCUGACUCUAACCUUGACUCUCCUGGAGUUUAGAGCAAGGCCACUGGCAAGGGGGGGGGGAGAAGUGGGUCCAUGACCCCAUGACCACCUGUUUCAUCUUCAUGCAACCAGUUCAAGGGGAUCGUCAGAAAAAGGGUAACAAAACCGAACUGUCUCAUUUGUGAGCCUGAAGUUAACCGCGUCUUACCUACUUCCAAAUCAUGCGUCUGGAGACCUGUUAACCAGUCUCACAGCACUUUAAAUGGCUUAUGCAGUCUGGUUUUUAAUGAAUAACCCCUUUCAAACUGACUUGUCUGCACGCACUAUACUGAAGCCGAGUCACGGAAAAACUGAAAACAGGUAAUGCUAAGGCGACUGGCACGGCUCAUGACGGGUUAUUCAACGUUCGAGAACAAACUCCAUGUUCAGGAAUGUCGAACAAAACACGGCCUACUUAAACACAUAUAGUAGGCAUUUUUUGUACGUCGUAGAUUCGUCGGGGUCCUUGCCAGAUCCUUGCCCAGGUUUAUUUCUAGAUAACCCACCAACCAGGCGUUUUCACUUAAUGCCACCGGUUCUGCAAGGACUUAGAAUCGGGCACAGACAAGACAUAAAAAUGAGCAUGCUAUAACUGAGCGUGGGCCAGAAAGAAGCUUUAAUUGCACAAAACUGACUUGUCGCAUAAGAGUCGAUUUUCGGUUUGAUUUAUAGUAAAGGUCAGUAUUCUGAUAAUUCUACUCCGCCUCCUACCAAAUUACAAUAGUUAGCAAUGCCACUCUAACCCAGAGAAUUGUCCAUGCUUCUUGAUGUAAUUCCCAUCUAAGAGGAGACCGACCAGUCUGUACAAGUAGUGCGGCCUACAGCCAGUUGGGGUGGCCACUGGUUUGCAUUGCGUUAGAAGUCAAGAUGGCAAUCACGAACGCUGUCGACCAAAUCAGUGAUAAAAUAUUGCUCUGACUAUGUGCCAUGUAGGAGUCAGCACUUGGUUACGGGAAAAGCAGUUAGAAAUGUAUUGAAGAGAAAUCACCAAAGGAUGUCGGAACAAAUAACGUCCGCUUGCGCACAGUUAGUUAAUAUAACUGAUGUAUAAAGGAGUAGAGACGUUUGGAAAGCGAAGAUUACUCAGUAUAAUACCUGAACAUAAGACUCCGCACGCCAUUAAGACAAGGUUUGCAGCCGCGACUUGAUUCAUAUUCGCGACAACACGCAGAUCACUCACUCCUUCAACGUGAAUCUUUUACGUAUGACAAUAACCAAUAAGGGCCCGAAGUGAAAAUGCCACAGUCAUUGGACACCCAGAAGUCAUGUCAUAGAUACAAGAUAUUUCGUAAAAAACCCAUAUUAUAGGUUAUUUUGUGAGCAGCAGCAGCAGCAGCAGCAGCAGCAGCAGCAGCAGCAGCAGCAGCAGCAGCAGCAGCAGCAGCAGCAGCAGCAGCAGCAGCAGCAGCAGCAGCAGCAGCAGCAGCAGCAGCAGCAGCAGCAGCAGCAGCAGCAGCAGCAACAGCAGUCUUGUCUCUGUUCUGACAAAACCACCUUCUUCACUGGGUUUGUGAACCUUUGA